Molecule: messenger RNA, 4417 nt
Organism: Amoebophrya sp. A25
Lineage: Eukaryota; Dinophyceae; Syndiniales; Amoebophryaceae
Source: the annotation of a GenBank genome assembly
GAGUGCAACAGCCGGCAUCGAAGGAUAGCGCAGCUUCACAAACAGAGCAAAAAGUCGAGCUUUCCAAGAGCGAUACUCAUGAGAGACGUUGGUCCUUGGUGCCGCGUCAAGACCGUUUUCGACAGCGAAACAGCAACAGCACGCCACAAUCGAGGACGCCUGAGUUUUUCAGAGAAUUGGUAGAUUCCUGUGGAUUCACCGGUUCUCGGGGGCAGAAGCGUUGCGCAUUGCGUGCUGGAAAAGCCGGACUCUGGUUAGCGGCUCCAGUAGAACAUGAAGAGGACGGAGGUGAGCGAGUAGUGAAAGAAGAACUUUUCUAUGCACCUUUCCCAGAAGAAGAGGCUCUUACGACUUCAUCGACUUCAUCGACCUCGUCUGGAGAAGGGACCGCAUCGUCUUCACCUGCUGCUAAAGCACGUGCAGAAUUCUUAGCGUUCGUAGCUGAUAUGACGACUCAGCAGCAGCAGUUGUCCAGCACCCCAUCUAGUACGUCUACUGCCUCAUCUUCUACAUCGUCCACUGCCUCAUCUUCUACAGCGUUUGUAGCUGGGAUGACAUCUUCUACAUCUUCCACUUCUGAUGUUUCUGAUGCUGGAGGUGCUUUCACUCGCUUGCGGGCUUUUUUGCUUUCGGAACUGCGCAAAGUAGUGAGCGUUAGCCGAAGCAGUCCUGCUGAGGUCAAGUCCGCCUUACUACAGGGACAGGAAGAAGAUGUUGACGAGGAGGAUUUUCUGACUACCUUCGAAUUUUCGCGUGCUCAGGGGAUGUGUUCCUCCGGUCCCUGGUUUUUCCAGGUGCCAGACGUUGUUUUGGCUUCGAUUAACCGCUUCCUAGAGAAAAUGCGAACCGUUGCACUGUCUAGGCGAAAUCAGGCUUGGCGCACUUUGUGUGCUGAUGUUGUCAAAGGUCGCUGGGAGGAGGAUCAGGGUGGAGGUGGACCACAUGGAGGAGAUGCUACUUCUAUGCAGGACGAUCAGGUUGCUGAAGAAGAAGAGGUUGAACAGGCUAGCGGCCCCAGCGGGAGCCCAAGUACUUCGUGCGCACGAGGUGGAUCUUUGUCUCGUAGUUGUUCUGAAGCAAGUAGCCUUGCAGGUGCGGGGAAGAAUGGUAGAGGCGUUGCUGGAGGUGUUGGUAAUGGACAGGAGGCUUCGAGUUCGCCAGAGGAGUUUUUGUCCGAUAUUGAGGCUGCAGCGAGAAGCAAUAGGAGUACCUCUGGGUUGAUGGGUCGACGUCGAUCGAGUUUGAAUGGAGGACUCACAGGCGAGGCGCGGCGUCUCUUCUCGUCGACUGUUAGAAAAGUGAGCUUUUCGAGUCUGCAGUUCUUCCGAUCGGAGCCGGUCGGCCACAAGCUGGGAUUUUUCGAGACUGCGGACGAAGUAAGGACUCGGUAUGAGCAGCAACAGCAAGAAGCACAAGCGGAGGAGCUGGCCGCAGAGGCGGAAGUAGAACGCGCGCAGGCAAGACUCUCGGUAGCACAGGGCAGUGUCGAGGAACCUCAGAGGCGGCGUCUCCAAGAAGACGUUGUGGCAGCAACGAAGAAACUAGCUGCAGCAAGGGAACGUCGUGCACAGCUACAAGAACUACAGCAAGCUUCAUCUAGGAGUCUUUCUAACACCCAGGAGAACGAGAAUGAUCUCUUCUUCCGACCACAUGGUGUUCAACAGCAGACGCCAUGGCUUUUCCUAGACCAAGAAACAACCGCCAAAACGGGUUGGAGUGCCUUCACUACGGCUUUGUCGUGGAUGGUCACGCAGACGAAUCGCGUGUUCUUUUCUUUUACCUUUGUGAUGAUGAUCCCCGCACUCUACACGUCGAUGGCACAGCCGGAGAAAAUCUACUCCUCAGUCUAUGUCUCCAGUUGCACGAUCAUGUUCAUCUACCUCGUCGUGGGGCUCUGCGGGUACUAUUGUUGUAGAUACCUUUAAGCUUGACUAUAAGUUUUAUAGUUCCUGGAUAAAGUACUAAAAGGUAGUUUGAAAAACGAAAUGUGGCUGCUAAGAUAAAAUCCAACCAACUGGAGUACAAUUCUCUUGUAAGAACUGAGUGAAAUAAGGUAUCUCUUUGUCCUCCAAACAUAGACUUUGCUCAAACUAAACGAAAUAAAGGUACAUCACAUACGGUCGCAACACCGGUGGUAGCAUUAUCGAGAGCAUGCGACAUGAGUACCACAAUGAGGUGAAUUUAAAACCCGCAGCUUCCUGGAUGGGUAUCGUGGUGGCGCUGAUGAUCAUCGUGAACGUGUUCAUUUCUUUCGCUCUGAUCAUGAACGGCACACUGCUACACAUCGAAAUGUACUGGUCCGGAGCCACGCGGCCAUCUGAAGUCCGCAGUGGCACUAGCAAGCUGGUUCGCACUCUUGUGGUGUGGCUCGCGGGUUUGGUUGUCUGGUCAGUCCCCUUUUUCACCCAACUAGUCGGAUUAGUUGCAGCCUUCGGUUGCGUGUUGACGCAAGUGCCAUAUCCGCUAGUGGCCUACUCCAGAGCCUACAAGGGUGAAAUUGGCAUGGGCGAGAAAGUCGUGCACAUCGUGCUGUACAUUUUCUGUUCUGUGUCGAUCGUGUUUGGUGCCGGCGAAGCGAUAUACGGCUUAGCGACGUCUGGCGUCCAGAGCAUGGCAGAAAAGUUCGGCUGUGCCGAACAAGCUGCGAUGGAACCUGCGCCAGAAGGGGCCAUGCGCUUCUGGACUUUCCUCCUGAAUUACCAAUUCUUUCAAAGCAGUUGAUUCAAUUCUAAACUACCCACCAACUACGACAACUUGAGCUUCGGCUCCUCUGCAUAACAUGGCAUAGAGACCUUGUUCCUGGCGACCUUGUUCAUUAGAUUUAGAUAUUAAGAAGAUAAGAAUUUAGAAGCCCAUACCUACUAAACUAUUUCUAUUUGUAUUUCUUGCUGAUCGAAAUAUUACCACAUAAUCGCGGCAUCACCAGUGUAAAUAAAUCCUUCACAUGAAGAAGCACUACAAUUUAUAGCACCUUUUCAUACUACAACUCAUACAACUACCUGCAUGACCUAACAACUUCAACUUUUUCAAACUAGAGCGUCUGCCACUUAAAGAAAUAAGUGAACUUCCUCGAAAAACUGAGAAACUAUCCUACAAAAUAGAAGUUACAUAGAGAAGAUAGAUGAAGAUAUUUUUAGCCUCAAUUUUGGAAGCCAAGAGACCACCUAACUUCAUGAAAGGGAUGUGUACGAACUUAGGAAACGCAAGCAAGAUCAAAGAAGACAGCGUGCAUCGUCGUCGGAGAAUAUUAACAAGGCGAAGUGCAGCAGUAUGAGAAUAUAGAAACACAUCCAUGCACACGAAGCUAUCAUGCAUGGACCUCGUGAAGCAUAUUCAUAUUCAUAGAAUGAAUCAUCUGCACCGUGGUUUGUUUCUUCGAAAAUUUUGGACAUGACACACUACUAGACCUCCGAGUUCGAGUUGUGCAGCCACAGUCAGCACUCGAUGACUGUUCCUGCGAAACGAGACGUUGCAAAUUGUUAGGCAUAGAAGACAUGGUUUAUUCCAAACGGAAGAGAUACAACGGAAGCUAGAUAGGAAAGGCACCGCACGACGACUAGGACGAGCUCGACGUCGACGAGCUAUGUAUUCAUUCAUGUACGUCAUAUGCGUUCAAUAUCUUAUGCAGUUUUUUUUGAGACUUCUUGACGAAGGUUCCUAAAGACAGAUUAGCUUAUAGGGCUUCUGCAGUUUUUGGGUUUUGUUAUGUACUUGGAACUCUGUUUCUCUUGGUCUUUCGCGUUUCUUUUGGACUAUCGUCUAAAAUCUGAUAAUGCUAGAGUAACUGAGGAGACUAUUUAUCUGGCAUCCUGCCGUUUCUAGAUAGUGAAGAAUGGAGGUUCCGAGGAGAUAGAAGCCACACCUAAAGUUAGAAGAUUGAAGCUUGGGAGGUAGAAGAUAGAGCAGCCAGAUCAAGAAGAUACAAAGUCAUUAAAUGACAGCAGUUGAAGAUUUCUUAUGCAUGCAUGAAGAUGUCUUAGAAGGUAUAGGAAUGAUCGUUGAGUAUACUUAGUGCAAUUUAUUGUAGUUUCGUCCUAUUAUGUUAGGAUUAUCCAUUAUUUUUUGGUGGCAGUUUGUUUAGGAUUUUCGUUUUAUGUUGAGACUAGGAAGACCGAGAAGUGAUGACGUAGAUGUUGGAAAGAGUUUAAAGGAUUUGCUUAUGAAGUAGUGAUUCCCUUGUAUGAUGAUGAUCUCUGAUGACCUAUGAUAUGCUGAUAUCCUAAAAAUAUCCUUGAAGAAUUUAGACAUGUAUGAACAAUCCCUCUUCUCAUAGAUUGUAACGACUCCCAGGCUGCUCAUAUCGGCGUGCGCGUCGCUGUUCCUUACUUAGAACAACAUGUGAUGUUGUCCCGUAUUUUCCUAUUUGUUCUAUCGACUAACACUGACUAAAAACACGUAACACGGACUGACACGUGAU